This is a messenger RNA of Penicillium angulare, 1779 nucleotides long. RefSeq lists its product as uncharacterized. The transcript is spliced from 3 exons. The record is from RefSeq and is a predicted model, not a curated record. Lineage: Eukaryota; Fungi; Ascomycota; Eurotiomycetes; Eurotiales; Aspergillaceae. Bases 1 to 1779 code for a protein of 592 amino acids.
AUGAUAGCAACCACCCUGAUGACUUUCUUAUUAACUACCACUCCCGAUAUUCGAUCGGUCAAGCUGCUGGGAUCAUGGGACAACUUCUCGAAGCCAUAUGCGAUGGAAAGGGACAAGCGAAUGGGAGCAGGCCACUGGCGGGGAUGCCAUACAUUCAUGGAUACAAUGGGUGACGGACCUGAUAAGAAUCACUGGCGUGCGGGUGGACUCAAAAUGGGUGCUACUUAUUGGUACUUUUAUUUGUUGAACGACGACGUGGAAUUCUAUAGCGAGGCUGAGCCCGUGACUACGAAAUGUCCUCUUCUGCCAGGCCAACCAUUGAACGUACUAAAUGUUCCCAUCAUCCUACCCGAUAGUCGCGCCCACGGUCGCUCCAACAGUGGCAGCUCACAAAAAGAAGACUAUCGUACGAUGAACCCAGAAGACAAAUUCAUGAAUCCGCGCAAGCCGCCAAAGCCCGAUCUGGCUCGUCUUCAAACUUCGAUUCCCAGCCCCGAUCAGGACUCCUCAAAUACUCCCAGCACCUCUCCCUUUGGUGGUUUAAUUCACCGAAGUAUCUCUCAGCCCAAUAGUGCUAGGAGGUACAACCAGUCUAACGACGGACGAUCUAAGUCUCCUCCACGGGGUCUUGGACUUCGUCAUGCCUUGACCCAGAAGCGUUCAGGGCCUUCACCAAGGGCGAAUGCCUACGCCUUUCCCGAACCUCCGCGCCGGGAGAAUCUUGUUGUUAACGAGCACCGUAACGUUCCCGGUAUCUGCGUCAACUCUGGUCCAGUCUCUCCAUCCGCGAAGCAUACCGAAGGUCCCGCUGCAUCUACCAUUCAAGACCGUCGUGCGCUCAAGGCAACCGGUGGGAAUGCUGGUCAAUCUCGAAAUCUACUAACGGUGGAUACUCGAACUCAAAAGCACAAGCCCAGUGUCGCCAAGUCCGCGGGUAAUAGCUCCAACCCGAGUUCUACCGACAGUCAACGUGCUAUGAAAGAUACCCAGGCCUUCUCACAUACCAGGAAUGGCUCUGAUGACAUGACUCCAACCGGACCUGAUGUCAAUGAUAAGAGGCUUCCUAGUCUCCCCAAUACGCCUUCCUCUGUCAUGGACGAAGCUGUGCGCGCUAUAGACGAGAAAGAUCGAGCCUUAGAAGCUCAAGUCUUGCAUAGUCAUUUCUCUAGCAUGACUGCAGACGAGUCUACAACCUCUCGGUUCGUGGCCGAGCACAGCCGCUUUUCAGAAUGGAGCACAGAUACAGAGACAACAGAGGACAAUUCACCCGAGUCAAUGGUCUCUAACUCAACAUUCCCCAUUGAGAGUUACGACUCCCCAGCCCCAGAAGAAUGGACAACGCCCGAUCUGUCGUCUAAUGACACAGCCACAAAUACCGACCCCAACACCCCACAUCUUACCGUUCACUCCAAACCAUCAUCUCCUAAUUCGGCAUCCGGCGAUAUCCCCUGGCUACCGCAGCUCACCGUCUCCAUGUCAGACGAUCGUUUCUCUGGAUCUGGUCUUGGCAUCGAUCAGAUGGACGAGGUGGAAAGAAACCCAAAGCGUCAUGCAGCACUAUUCAGCGCUUUGGAAUCAAUGGAAGCUCUCUCUCUCGCACAGAGCCGUGGCGGAUCACCAAUUCUUGUCCAGGAGAAUGACAGUCACGAAUCCGGCGCACAGUCUCGGCGAAGCGAUGCUUCCUCGUUCCGGGGGAAGGCUACCAUGCAGGAGAUGAUGGAUGAACUCACUUACCUGAAGAAUAUGAUACAGGCUGAGAUGGACGGAGAACCUUUUUAA